AUGCCCCGUACGGCUCUCUCGCUCGUUCUCGCGGCGGCUGCGGCCACUGUCACCGUCGACGCCAGACCAGACUACGUCUUUCGCAUCCCUAAUGGCGCCAACGUGGACGGCGUGAAUGCUUUGGGCCACGUGGAUCCGUCGGGCGGCGGCGCCCGCAACGCCUUCGGUCAGGACUUUGAAGCCGACGGCGAGCAGUGGGUCACGUCGCUGUGCAUGAUGGACUCGGACGGCGACGGCCAGACGAACGGCCAGGAGCUCGGCGACCCGUGCUGUGAGUGGAACCAGACGUCGAACCCGGUGACGCUCUGGUCCACGGGGCUCUCGCACCCGGGCGAGGUCUCGUCCAUGUCGAACGCGUCGUUGUGGGCCAACGUGGUCUGCAGCAACGCCACUAUGUCGAACAUGACUGCUCCGAACUCGACCGCUGGCUCCAUGAGGCCCGGGGCGUCGAACAAUGCGACCACUGCCCCAAGUGUCCCGGUGGUGUCGAGCGCGAUGACGCCUGCAAUGCUGUCGACUACGGUCCUCGUCGUUGCUGGUGUUGCGGCUGUCUUUAUGUAG
This is a messenger RNA of Hyaloperonospora brassicae, 561 nucleotides long. The record is from the annotation of a GenBank genome assembly. NCBI's taxonomy places the organism in Eukaryota, Oomycota, Peronosporomycetes, Peronosporales, Peronosporaceae.